This is a messenger RNA of Candida dubliniensis CD36, 966 nucleotides long. It is a transcript of the gene GCN4, whose product is annotated as amino acid starvation-responsive transcription factor. Gene Ontology annotation, molecular function: RNA polymerase II cis-regulatory region sequence-specific DNA binding; DNA-binding transcription factor activity, RNA polymerase II-specific. Lineage: Eukaryota; Fungi; Ascomycota; Pichiomycetes; Serinales; Debaryomycetaceae. Gene Ontology annotation, cellular component: transcription regulator complex. Gene Ontology annotation, biological process: positive regulation of cellular response to amino acid starvation. The coding region runs from base 1 to 966 and encodes 321 amino acids. The record is from RefSeq and is a predicted model, not a curated record. The transcript has a single exon.
AUGUCUGCUACUACUCCUAUUAUUUACGAAGAUUCUUUAUUUGAAUCCCAAGAUUUAUUUGCUUCACCAAAAGUUAAACAAUUCCAUCAAAAGGUUGUUGCUGAUACUACCACCACCACCAAUACUACUACUACUACUAUUAAAAACGAACCUGGUUUGGAAUUAAGUUUGAAUUUACCAGAAAUGCAAAAAGCUUCUGAAACUAUUUCUACUCCAUUUCAAAUCCAUUCUAGUGUAUUGGAAUCGGUUUUUAGUACUAAUUUACAUGGAGUUAAUGAUAUUGAUCAUACUCCAAUGUUUGAUGAAUUGGAUUUGAUUAUGGACGGAUGUAAAGUCAAUUCAUCAGAUGAUUGGGUUGCUCUUUUUGGUGAUGAUCAUGAUAUUGUUGGAGAAGAACCAAUAUUAUCAUUGAAAAAUGAUAAUGAUAAUGAAGUUGAUGUUGAUGUUGAUGAUGAUGAUGCUCUUGUUCCAAGAGAGGAAACUACUAUUGAAGGUUUAUUAUUGGAACCAUCACCAAAUCGAACCAUUUCUGCUUCUACUUCUGCUUCUACUUCAUCAUCAAAUAGUCCAGAAAGUACUGUUGCUACCACAGUCAUUACUGGUUGUGCUACUGCAAGUGGUAAAAGACAAUUUCAAUUGGAAACACCAAAUCCUUCAUCAACAUUACCAACACCAUUAUUGGAUUCUAAAAAAAGAAUUAAAGUUGAUCAUUUAGGUUGUGUUACUUAUUCUAAAAAACAAAGAUCUCAACCUUUACAACCAAUUAUUAUUGAUGAUAUUAAAGAUGCAGCUGCUUUAAAAAGAGCUAAAAAUACUGAAGCUGCUAGAAGAUCAAGAGCUCGUAAAAUGGAAAGAAUGAAUCAAUUGGAAGAAAAAGUUGAAAAUUUGAUUAAUGAAAAAGAAAUUUUACAAGAUCAAGUUGAAAAAUUACAAGAAUUGUUGAAAAUUAAUGGUAUUCAAUUUUGA